GCCAUCAACAACACGGGAGCUACAGCGCUGCACUGCGCCGCGGCGGCCGGCCACCCCGAGGUCGUCCAGCUCCUCCUCGCCGUGCCGUACUUUGAUCCGUACGUGCGCAACCAGCGUCAGCUCACAGCACUGCAAGUUGCGCGCAUUGCAUGCCUCGAGCACGACCACUGGGCCAGCUUUGAAGAGUGUGCCCGGCUGCUGGAAGAGCGCUGCAGCCUCUACCGCGGGUGGCUCUACGAAAGCGUCGAGUCGUCUCUUGUCAAGAUGCCGCUGGGCCUCCGCCCGUGGAAGCUGCGGUUUGUCAUUGUGCUGCGGACCGACGUGCACUCGACGUCGCUCGAAAUGUCUUUUUUCGACGCCAAGCAAGGCAGCCGCCUCCCGCCCGUGCCGAGCUCGACGGUUCUGUACAAGCUCGGUACGCCGAUGGUGAAGCCAGGCACGCAGCGUGCGUUUGGCAACAAGGACCAUUCGUUCUACUUUGCCGGCGCCCACCGAACACACGAGGACCAGCCCAGUGUCAUGCGCAAGCUCGAGUGCGCGGCCUUGGACGCAAAUGGCUUGGCGUCGUGGUCGACCUUCUUUAAUACCUACAGCAUGACCAAAGAUGUGCCCGACACGCUGCUCGUACCGCUCGUCGCGGCGACGUCGCCACCGCCGGCCACCGAGACCCCUUCCAUGCUGCAACAACUGCCCCGCCGGUCCCGCCGCAGCCUCUCCGAGCUGACGUUGUCCGAGUCGAACGCACCAGCGCAAGCUGCGCUGACGGCGGAGACGUCGUCGGUGCUGCAACUUCCAUGGCGGACCCGGCGCGGCCACUCGGAUGCCAAGCCACUGGCGAACGAGACGUCGCCGUCCGUGUUGCAAGUGCCGUGGCGCCAACCCAGCCUCUCGGAACCAAAGCAGCUCGCUCUGCCCGAGCCCGAGGCAGCAGGAGAGGUCGCGCCGUCAGCACCGCUCUUGUCGCCGAUCAACGAGGUCGUUGCCGCCAGCGCCCCGCCGCUGGACGAGAGCGGGCUGCUCAAUCUGGCCGGUCAGCGCGAGUGCGUCGUGUGCUUUGACGGACCCCAGAGCGCUGUCUGCGUCCCGUGCGGGCACAACGCCGUCUGCAUGCGCUGCGCCGAUCAUCUUCUCGCGGCGCCCGUGAAGCAGUGUCCCGUGUGCCGAUCGUCCGUGCGCGAAAUCAUCCGGCUCUUCCAAUGCUAA
Saprolegnia parasitica CBS 223.65 is the source of this 1203-nucleotide messenger RNA. RefSeq lists its product as hypothetical. The transcript has 5 exons. Lineage: Eukaryota; Oomycota; Saprolegniomycetes; Saprolegniales; Saprolegniaceae. Bases 265 to 1203 code for a protein of 312 amino acids. Gene Ontology annotation, molecular function: RNA binding. The record is from RefSeq and is a predicted model, not a curated record.